Colias croceus (clouded yellow) is the source of this 2845-nucleotide messenger RNA. RefSeq names its product WD repeat-containing protein 3. The coding region runs from base 77 to 2845 and encodes 922 amino acids. Gene Ontology annotation, biological process: maturation of SSU-rRNA. The transcript has 16 exons. NCBI's taxonomy places the organism in Eukaryota, Metazoa, Arthropoda, Insecta, Lepidoptera, Pieridae. The record is from RefSeq and is a predicted model, not a curated record. Gene Ontology annotation, molecular function: snoRNA binding; protein binding. Gene Ontology annotation, cellular component: Pwp2p-containing subcomplex of 90S preribosome; small-subunit processome.
CAAUGUCAAAAGUCAAAACAAUGUGGGCAUUGUGAUUGUGUUUAAUUUUUGGUUAUUCUUCAUAAAAUAUUAAAAAAUGGGGUUAACGAAGCAAUAUUUACGUUAUGCUCCUAGUGGAACGUUUAAUGUGGUCGCUAGUUCUGAUUGCAACAGCAUACAUGUAACUCUUAAUGGAAUAUCUGGAAGAUACAUAGCAGUUGGUGCAUGUGAGCAUGUUAUUAUUUGGGAUAUGCGAUUAGGGGAAAAGGCUCAAGUUAUAACUGGUGAGAAAGAAAUAGUUACUCAAAUUGCUGCAAGUCCAACGGGUAAUCAUAUGGCUGUGGGCUACAAUGAUGGUAAUAUAAAUGUGUACGAUCUGACAAAUAAUGAGUUGGUUUGUGUGUUUGCGGGACACAAAUCAGCCGUUACAUGCCUUCAAUAUGAUGAACAAGGACAUAGAAUCGUUUCUGGUUCAAAAGAUACAGAAGUUAUAUUAUGGGAUGUGGUUGCAGAAACAGGUAUAGCUAGAUUCAGUGGGCACAAGGGUGUUAUAACGAGCACCCUUUUCAUUAAUGGUAAGAAUUGUAUUGUUAGCUCUUCAAAAGAUACCUUCGUGAAGUUCUGGGACAUUGAAACUAAGCAUUGCUUCAAGACACUUGGUGGACAUCAGAUGGAGGUAUGGUCAGCAGUUCUAAUAAAAGAAGAAAGGUAUCUCGUAACUGGUACAAUGGAUCAAGAGUUAAGAGUGUGGAAACUUGUGUGGACUGAUAAAGUGAAGGAAGAGGAUAAGAUCACUCAGCAACUUGAGAUUGUGAAGCUGGAAGAUGGCGACUCUGCUGAAGAUAGCUCUGUGUUACAAUGUCAUCAAGUGGGUACACUAGUGCGAGGGGGUAAAGGUCGUGUAGUCGGUCUCGCGACAGACCUCGGGCAAACGGUACUCGCAUGUUUUGGAACGGAUUCCCUGUUGGAAUUGUUCGCAUUUUGUACGGAUGACGAAGCUAAGGCGCGAAUGACGAAGCGGAUAAAGAAGCAACGAAAGAAACUUGCGAAACAGGCAGAAAGCCAAGCAGAGUCAGAAGACAUAAUAGAAGUGUCUGAAAUAUUAACAUUGUCAGAUGAAGUAAAAAGAUUACCAUCUAUGAAACUAUCUGGUAAAUUGAAGUCAACGACACUCUUAUUAGGAAUGAGCGGCGAAUUGAGAGUAGGAGCUACUCUAGCUUCUAAUUGUGUUGAGUUGCAUAGUUUGGAUAUAAAUGGUUCAAAUGAGGUAAAAUGUCUAAAACAAAUCACAUUACCUGGUCAUCAAAAGGAGCCUAGAUGUGUAGCAAUGAGCUCAGAUAACUUAGCUAUAUUAUCAGCUUCUGCUGACUCCAUCAAAUUGUGGAAUAGAAACAGCCAAUCAUGCCUCCGCACAGUCCCCGUGCCGUCCGGGCGGCCGGUUUGCGCAUGCUUCGCUCCCGGCGACCGUCAUGCGCUCGUGGGGUGUGUGGACGGAGCACUACUGCUGGUUGAUGUGGCCGCUGGUACGGUGUUGGAGCAGGUGCCGGCGCAUGAAGGAGGGUGCAAUGCGGUCGGAUUGACACCGGAUAUGCGUGGUUGUUAUUCCGGAGGAGCUGACAAAACUGUUAAAUUAUGGCAAUUUGAACUCAUUGAUGAUCCAACGGGUGAAUCCAAAGCUAAGGUGUUGUCUCUGCUCCAUACAAGAACACUAGAAUUAGAAGAAAACGUAACAGCAGUCAGAAUAAGCCCCAAUAAUAAAUUUAUUGCUGUUGCUCUACUGGACUCAACUGUUAAGAUAUUCUUUCUAGAUACUUUCAAAUUCUACCUAUCCCUCUACGGGCACAAACUACCCGUACUCUCCCUGGACAUAAGCUACGACUCCAACAUAAUAGCCACAGGCUCCGCAGACAGGAACGUCAAGAUCUGGGGCAUGGACUUCGGGGACUGCCACAAGUCGAUAUUCGCUCACAACGACUCGGUCACAGCGUUGCAGUUUGUACCGAGUACGCAUUACUUCUUUACGGGCUCGAGAGAUGGCAAAGUGAAACAGUGGGAUGGGGACUCGUAUGAUAAUAUUAUAACGCUGAAUGGCCACGCAGGCGAGUGUUACGGUGUGUCCGUUGGUGCGGGCGGUUUGCACGCAGUGUCGUGCGGUGCGGACCGUGCGUUACGGCUGUACACACGGACAGACGAACCGCUUGUGUUGGGGGAUACUGAUGAAGCGGAGGAGGGACUCGCUACUGGGGAACAGCAUGCCCCUAUCCCAGGUCUUCCAGGCAUUAACAUACCCACAAAGAAAACUAUAGGCGCUGAGAAAGCAGCUGAUUCAAUCCUGGAAUGCCUGUCUAUUGGCGCGGAGUUCCAGCGCGAAGUGAACGCGACUCGAGCGCCGGUACAGCCGCCCGUGCUCAUGGCGGCGUACAACUGCAACACCGCUGAGGACUUCCUGCUCGAGACAGUUAGGAGAAUACGGUCUAGUGACAUAGAAGAAGCGCUGCUCCUGCUGCCGUUCAACUCGGCGUGCGAGAUAGUGAAGAUGCUGCCGACGCUGCUGGAGCGCGGCGACCACAGCGAGCUGGCGUGCCGCCUGGCCGCGCGCCUGCUGCGCCUGCACCACGCGCCGCUCGCCGCCACCGCCGCGCUCACCAAGCCCCUCAUACAGAUACAGGCCAAGGCGCACGUGCGCCUGAGCGAGCUGCGGGACAUGGUUGGAUACAACCUCCACGCGCUACAAUGGCUCCGUCGCGAGGCCGAAGCGCGCGAGGAGGAGCAGCUGUUCGCGAGCGCGGGCGAGACGCGCAAGCUGCGCGAGCGGAACACGCGCCGCCGGCACGCGCUCAAGAGACCUAUUGUUACUGUUACUUGA